This is a messenger RNA of Cladophialophora immunda, 3159 nucleotides long. RefSeq lists its product as uncharacterized. NCBI's taxonomy places the organism in Eukaryota, Fungi, Ascomycota, Eurotiomycetes, Chaetothyriales, Herpotrichiellaceae. Gene Ontology annotation, biological process: maturation of SSU-rRNA. Gene Ontology annotation, molecular function: snoRNA binding; protein binding. Bases 31 to 2934 code for a protein of 967 amino acids. The transcript is spliced from 2 exons. The record is from RefSeq and is a predicted model, not a curated record. Gene Ontology annotation, cellular component: Pwp2p-containing subcomplex of 90S preribosome; small-subunit processome.
CUCGACUUUGCGCCGCCAAAUCCCCCCGCAAUGGUCAAGUCAUAUCUCAAAUUCGAGCACAGCAAGACCUUUGGCCAGAUCUGUACAGCCUCCGCGAACGUCGUCUGGGACCCAACAUCCGAGCAUGAGGACGCUGCGAGCAGAGGUGGCGCCGGUCGUGCCUAUGCUGGCGCCAACGAGGCAGUCCUAGUAUGGGAUCUAAAAAAGUCGGAAAAAGUUGGGGAGUGGAACGUCGAGGACAAUAAUGCCGCCGUUACCGUCAUCUGCCGAAGUCAGGUUGACCCUGAUGUGUUCGCUGUGGGCUACGAUGAUGGCAAAAUUCGAAUUUGGGACUCGAGAACAGCAACGGUGAUAAUCACUUUUAAUGGACACAGGAGAGCGAUCACACAACUCAUAUUUGAUCAUUCUGGAGUUCGUCUGGCCAGCGGGUCAAAGGAUACUGAUAUCAUCCUCUGGGACUUGGUCGCCGAGGUGGGAUUGUAUCGUCUCCGUGGUCACAAGGACCAAAUUACUUCGCUCAAUUUCCUCACCGCUGGCGACGCUCGGGACGCGCUCGACGGUGACUCUGCAUCCCAUGAUUCCCUUCUAUCUACCAGCAAAGAUGCUCUGAUUAAACUGUGGGACUUGUCCACCCAGCACUGUAUCGAGACGCAUGUGACACAAACGAACGGAGAAUGUUGGGCUCUCGGACUCACGAGGGAUGGCAGCGGGUGCAUCACCGCCGGCAACGACGGCGAGUUGAAAGUGUGGUCCAUUAACGAAGCCGUCUUGAAGGAGAGCGUUGGCAUGAACAUCCAAGGUGGACAAAAUAUCCUGCAGGAGCAGGGAACACUGUACCGGCACGGCCGCGAUCGGCCAUUAGGGAUCACAUUCCACCCAAAACGCGACUUGGUUGCCGUGCACGGCUCCGACAAAGCCGUCGAGAUACUGCGGAUUCGUUCAGAAACGGAACUAAGAAAAAGCCUCGCACGGAAGAGGAAAAGGAGGAAAGAGAAGGAGGGAGCAACGGAUGCCGACUCAGGCGUUGAUGUCGCCGACAACGUUGAAGACCCGACAGACAUCUCCAACGCAACAGCUGCGGACAUAUUUGUGCCUUACGUUCUUGUACGUACGGGGGGCAAAGUCAGAUCCAUGGACUGGGCUGGGGGGAAGUCCGGCAAGUCAAUCCGGGUCCUGGUGGCCACUUCAAACAAUCAACUUGAGCUGUUCGAAGUGGCGGCUUCAGACAAGAAGAAAUCCACUGAAGCCCCAGAGUAUCAGCGUGCGCUCACCGUGGACAUGCCGGGCCAUCGUACAGACAUUCGCUGCGUCGCAGUCAGCUCGGAUGACAGAAUGCUGGCCACCGCCUCCCAGGGCAGCUUGAAGAUAUGGAACACACGAACACAGACUUGUUUGCGAACCCUAGAUUGUGGUCACGCUCUUUGCGUGGCAUUUCUGCCGGGUGACAAGAUCGUUGUUGUGGGGACUCGAGAGGGGACGCUUGAAGUAUUUGAUAUCGCCGCAUCUACGCUGCUGGAUACUAUCAAUGCGCACGACCGAGACAUCUGGUCUCUUCAAGUCAGCCCGGAUGGCAAAUCUCUCCUCACAGGGUCUGCAGACAAAAGUGCCAAAUUCUGGCAGUUCAAAGUCAUUCAGGAAGAAGUGCUGGGCACCACGCGGAAAAGCGCAAAACUCACCCUCGUCCAUACCCGGACGCUUAAAGUCAGCGACGACAUUCUGACCAUCUGUUUCUCCCCUGAUGAAAGACUUCUCGCCGUCAGCACACUCGACAACACUGUCAAGGUCUUCUUCACCGACACGCUCAAACUGUUCCUUACUCUCUACGGCCACAAACUCCCCGUUCUAGCGAUGGACAUCAGUUACGAUAGCAAACUUAUCGUCACGUCAAGCGCUGACAAGAAUGUCCGCGUUUGGGGCCUCGACUUUGGCGACUGUCACAAGGCAUUUUUUGCCCACCAAGAUAGUAUCCUCGCCGUGAAAUUUAUCCCCAAUAACGAUGAAGGCAACGGCCAUCACUUCUUCUCGGCCAGCAAGGAUAAGGUGAUUAAAUAUUAUGAUGCAGAUAAGUUUGAGCAGAUCCAAAAGCUGGAGGGUCACCAGGGGGAGAUUUGGGCCAUGGCAGUUGCGCAUUCCGGGGAGUUUGUUGUGACGGCGAGUCACGAUAAGAGCAUCCGCAUAUGGCAACAGACAGAUGAGCAGAUUUUCUUGGAGGAAGAAAGAGAAAAGGAACUCGAGGACAUGUACGAGAACACACUCCUGACAUCCCUGGACAAUGAUGCGAACGAGGUCGACGGUGAGGGGAACACGGACAGUGUCGAAGCAGGCCCUGCCGGCAAGCAGACCGCUCAAACGUUGAUGGCUGGCGAGAAAAUCGCGGAAGCUCUGGAAAUCGGCGUGGAAGAUCUCGAAACAAUGCGAAUCUACGACAAAGCAAGAAGAACAAAUCCCAAAACUGCACCUCCGCAGCGGAAUCCGAUCUUCCUUGCUAACAGCAAUAUGUCGGCAUCAACUUACGUGCUCAGCACCUUCCAAAAGAUCCCCUCGGCGUCUCUCCAAGAUGCCCUCCUCGUCCUGUCAUUCUCUCAGAUUCCCGCACUCUUCACAUUCCUCGCGCUCUGGGCUGAAGAAGGCCGGGCCAUCCCCUUGACUUGUCGGAUAUUGUUGUUUAUGCUGAAGACGCAUCAAAGACAGAUUGUGAGUUCAAGAGCGAUGAAAGGGAUGUUGGAGGAGGUGAGGAGCAAGCUGAGAAGGACGCUGAUGAGGCAGAAAGGGGAACUUGGGUUUAACCUCGCGGGACUGAGAGUGUUGGGGCGGAGAGUGAGAGAAGUCGCUGGGGAAACAGAGUACGUCGAUGAAGAGACAUGGCGGGAGGGUGAUGGGGCAGCUGCUGGCAUGACCAGAGGAAAGAAGCGAGAAUUUGUGAAUAUUGCAUAGGAAGGAAGUGCCUGCUGGAGUUCUAAGAGCCCUCGUAUAGGUCAUAACGACGUGACGUUCUGCCAUGCGAGAAGGGAGAUGGGAGAUGAGGGCAGCUCACGUUGGAACAUCCCCGUUACUACGACUACUCAAGCCAGCACUGGCUUUGACUUGCUCUUAGGAUAGAUCACGAUCAUCCAUGAACCUACGAGAGUACUUUCCAAAUGCGUGAACCGGAAGAAAGUG